Miscanthus lutarioriparius is the source of this 5484-nucleotide messenger RNA. Lineage: Eukaryota; Viridiplantae; Streptophyta; Magnoliopsida; Poales; Poaceae. The record is from the annotation of a GenBank genome assembly.
AUGUCCGACGCUGAGCCACCUCCUGCAAUGGAGGAGGCCAUGCGGACAACGCCGGAUGUUGUGCUAGGCGAGGGCUACAAGGAUAUUGAGGCUAUUGAGGGUCAGAAGGAUGGCGGAACUUGUUAUGUUGAAGGUGGCAAUGUUAUAGUUGCAGAUGAGCUCGUGGGGAUUUCUGAAGACCCCAACCAACCCGAUGUUGCUAAGGCUGACGAGCCAGAGGAGGGUGCUGAUGUAGAGGGGCAAACAAAUGGCAUUAGUGCUGCUGUGGAUCUUCUCACAGAGGUGGGUGCUGCCGUGUCAUCCUCCACACUGGUGGAUGAUCUCAUGGAGGUUGGCAUGCAAACCAAAGAGGUUAGUGUUGCUGCGGAUGAUCUCAUAGAGGCGGGUGGUGCCCUGGUAUCAUCCGCAGAGGAUCACACAGCGGUGGCUGCUUGCCUGGUUAAUGAUGACUGCAAUAUAGUUUUCACUGGAGGUGUGCAUAGGUCGGAUGACCAAACUGAUCAGGAGUUUGGUGGUGACUCCCUUGACGCUGAUGUGGUCGCUCCCUUGGUAAAUGAUGCACAAGAUGACAGUGCGAGGAUGUAUAUGGAUGUUGCAGCUAAUGAUCACGUGCAUGCUCAGGAUCAGGAAAGCCCACAUUUAGAUGUGGCUACAGCUCUGUUAAAUGAGGUGGAAACAGAGCUUGUGGAAGCUGGAGACCAUGUUGUACAGGACUGCGCAAAUGUGGAUAUGCAGAUCCAAACUGGAGAUGACAGCGAGGCAGAACGUGUUGGCGCUAUUGCUGACGCUGCCACACAUGAGGAGGGCAAGCACAUGGGUGAAGUUACCACGACCAGAGAUGAUAGUGAGAAACAUGAUGGGGCAGUCGGUGUUGAUGUGCCUGAUGAGAGAAUACAAAUGAGUAGGGGUGGACUGUCUGGAGAUGAUAAUGAGCAAAAGGAAGUUGCAACAGCUGAUGAGGAUCGUGUGGAAGAGGAAGGCAUGCAGGUGGAUGCAGUAAACAUUACUGGAGACAUGGUUGAGGAAGGCAGAAUUGCUGUUGAAUACAUUGCAGGUGAAGCUGUAAAUGACGAGGGUGGUAUUGAUGUCCCUGAAGAAAAGGCUGCUCAUAUAGACAAGGCUGGUAAUGAUAUCCCUGAAGAAGAGGGUCUCCAAAUGGGGGGAGCCGGCUUGAUUGGCAAUGAUAAUGGGCUGAAAGAGGUUGUGACAGCUGAUCACGAUGGAGUGGAAGAAAAUGCCAUACUGACGAAGGCAGCUGCCACAACUAACGAUGAUGAUGAAGACAACAAAAUUGUUGGUGAAGAUGUUGCAGAAGCUGUCAAUGACAUAACUGGUGAUGAUGUCCCUGAAGAAGAGGCUGCGCAUAUGGAUGAUGACGAUGAUGACGAUGAGCCUCCUCCUUUAGUGGCAAAGAAAGGUGGAGGGCGUCGUAAGAGAGGCCGUCCAUCUUCCAAGGUACAGGCUGUGGUGAAACCAUCUGUAAAAAGGAAGGAUGAGGAGGAGGUCUGCUUCAUUUGCUUUGAUGGUGGUGACCUUGUGAUUUGUGAUCGUAGGGGCUGCCCUAAAGCUUACCAUCCUUCUUGUGUUAAUCGCGAUGAUGACUUCUUCAAGUCAAAGGGUCGGUGGAACUGUGGGUGGCACAUUUGUAGCAACUGUCAGAAACCUGCCCGCCAUAUGUGCUACACAUGCACCUUUUCAUUAUGCAAGGCAUGCAUGAAGGAUGCAAAGUUUAGCUGUAUCAGAGAAAAUAAGGGCUUUUGUGAUACGUGCAUGAACACUGUGAUGUUGAUAGAGAAUAGAGAGGAGGCUGCGGACCCAAUGGAGGUGGAUUUUGAUGACAAAAGCAGCUGGUGGUAUUUGUUCAAGGACUAUUGGUUACAUUUGAAGACAAACUUGUCAUUGACAGUUGAGGAAAUAUCAGCAGCCAAGUCUCAAAAGAGUGGAGAAUUACCUGAUACUAAUGACGAAGAAGUUAAUUCAGAGAGUUCAUCAGGGCGUCAUCUAGAAAACAAUACACCAAAAAAGAGGGGAAGGAAGCGAUCUAAACAAGCUGCCAUCGAGGAGAGUUCUGAAGGAAAAGAGGGCACUAGGAAAUCUGCCAAACGAGGCCUGUCAGGCAUUCAUGAUGCUCAGACUUCCUCAGGGAAAAAGGUUAGAAAAUUGUCCAGGCGUUCUUUGAGCAGCCAGCAUUCAUCAAAAGACUCUGAAAGUGUUGGGACAUCUACAUCCUCAGCUGAAGAGGCCAACUGGGCUUCUAAGGAGCUCAUAAACUUUGUAUAUCAUGCGAGAAAUGGUGAUAAAUCUGUGAUCAGUCAGUAUGACGUUCAACCCCUUUUACUUAACUAUAUCAAACGCAACAAUCUGCGUGAUCCUCGUCGGAAAAGCCAGAUAAUUUGUGAUUCUUUGCUCCAAAGUCUCUUCUCAAAAGACCGUGUUGGGCAUUUUGAGAUGCUUAAGCUUCUUGAAUCACAUUUUCCCACGAGUGAGGUUUCACCAAUUGAUGCUGAUGAAAAUCAUGGUGGUGUAGUAGACCCUGAUCCUAGUCAGGAUGCUGAUGGUAACAGUGAAGCUUCAGUUGUUAUGAGUUCAGAAAAAAGAAGAAAAUCACGUAAGUAUGACCUGAGACGUCAGCCUAAUCUUGAUGACUAUGCGGCAAUAGAUAACCAUAACAUUGGCUUAAUGUACUUACGUCGCAACCUAAUGGAAGAAUUGAUUGGUGAUGUCGACACAUUUGAUGAGAAAGUUGUUGGAUCAUUUGUGAGAAUAAGAAUACCUGGUACAGGGCAAAGGCAAGACAUUUAUAGACUUGUACAAAUUGUUGGGACUGGAAAAUCUGCAGAAAAAUAUAAAUUUGGGAAAAGGACUACUGAUAUAACGCUAGAGAUACUAAACUUAGAUAAGCGGGAGGCAGUAACUAUUGACAUAAUCUCAAACCAGGAGUUCACUGAGGAGGAGUGCAAACGCUUGCGUCAAAGCAUAAAGUAUGGGUUCAUUCCAAGACUGACAGUGGGAGAGGUUCAGGAGAAGGCAAGGGUUCUCCAAACUCUAAAAGUCAAUGAUUGGAUUGAAAGCGAAAAGAUGCGACUUGGGCAUCUUCGUGACCGUGCAAGUGAUAUGGGCCAUAGAAAAGAAUAUCCUUUUUCAUGCAUUAUUGUUUUCAUCUAUAAAGCAGCAUUAUACAUUAUCAGUAUAGUUAAUUUCUACUGGGAAUGUGUAGAGAAGCUGAAAUUGCUAAGCACUCCUGAGGAGCGUGCUCGUAGGCUGAAUGAAGAACCUGAAAUACAUGCUGACCCUGCGAUGGAUCCAUAUUAUGAAUCUCCGGAGGAACAGGAGCAGGAAAUUGAAAGAAGUAGCUUCAAUAAGUCCAGAGGUUCUUUCUCGAGGAAAGAUGGUAAUCUUGUGUCUCCAGGUAAAGGAGAUGGUAGAAAUGCUGUACAGCGAGAUCCAAAAACUAACUGGGAAUCUAAUCGAAACACAUGGGCUGAAUCAAGUUCUCAUAUGGAAUCACCCCUUUCACGGAGGUCCACAUUUUCUUCUCAAGGCGAAAGUGCUGGUUAUACAAGUAAAUCAGAGAGCCCGAACAUUGGUGCACAAACAGUUAAACUGGAAGGCACCACGCGCAGUGCUCCACAAGAGUCACCUGGUUCAUCUGGGGCAAAAACUGCACCUGAAUCAGCCAUUAAUGACUCUGAGAAGAUCUGGCUGUACAUGGAUCCUUCUAAUAAAAUCCAAGGUCCUUUCUCAAUCAUACAGCUGCGGAAAUGGAACAGCAAUGGGUACUUCCCUCCCAGUUUGAAGAUAUGGAAAGCUAGUGAGAAGCAGGAUGAUUCCAUUCUAUUGACUGAUGCUUUGGCAGGGAAGUUUGAGAAAGACCUUCCUCCAUGGGAACCACCACAUGUUAGUUUGUCUCAAAUUAACAAAACCCCUCUUGAGCAAAUCCCAAUAGCUGGCGAACAAACUCCAAAAUCAGUAGUUGCAAAGUCUUUCUCAAGUAGUGAUCAAAGACAUGAGUAUAGUUCAACGAACCUUGGAACAACCAUGAUACAUUCGGGCACACAAGGUUAUUAUGGGAUGCAAAAUUCUCAUGCAGCAUACACAAGCCAACAAUCUCUUACUGGAAGUUGGAAUGCUACGUCUAGUCAGUUUGGGGUUGCAGUAAAUGCUGUGACACCUACCCAGCCUGCCAUGGGAAGCUAUUCGGGACAAAAUAUUGUUGCUGCAGAAAAUAUGGGUCAUUUAACUCCUGGAAUGGCUCCUGCAACUGCAAAUGCAGAUUUGACCUCCCAGAACCAAAUAUUAUCUUCUUUACCGCAAACGGAUGACAGAUUAGCUGAUGGCAUUGAAUCCAAAUCAGGAGAAGAUGUUUCACAUGGAAGAGUUAGCUCUUCAGCUGAAGCUAUCGGACAACUGGGUGCACAGCUUGGACCAGCACAACUGAACACUCAGCAACUUGAAGACACAAGAAACCAGAUGUCAUCAACUGAUCUCUCCAACUCAAUGAUGCCAUCGCAGAUGAUGUCAACACCAUCUGCUGCAUCAGUACAGCCUUCAUUGACAACCAUUGCUGGCAGUGAUAAUCAAAGCAGUGGGUGGGCUGUACCUGCACAAGUGGCGAACACACCUGGCCAAUCUCAGAUAACUGGAAAUAUGACCUGGGGAAAUACACCUCAGGGUGAUGCAAGCUUAGGUUGGGGAAUGAUGGGACAGAGCAACAUGAAUAUGCCUUGGGUAGCAUCAGCUCAAGGUGCUUCAGGCUACAACAUGGGUGUAGCCAUGCCAACGCAGCCAAAUGCAGUUCCAAACAUGGGUUGGUUACCAAAUCCAGGAAACACCAGCAUGAACAUGAUCUGGGCUGCAACUCAAGGCCAGGGGACUCCAAAUGCGGCUGCUAUGAUGGGAGGUCAGAUGCAAGGAGUCGCAAUGGCCCCUUGGGGCGGUGUUGCAGCAGGAAAUGCAAAUUCUUAUCCUGCCUGGGGAAACCAACAAGCUGGAAACAUGAACCAAAACGUCGGCUGGAGUGCUCCUGUGCAUGGAAAUCCGGGUCAGGCAAAUAACAACAUGAACUGGAAUGCACCAAAUGGUAAUCCUAAUUGGAAUAAUCAGCAGAGAGAGAAUGGGGGCAGGCACUCUGGACACCGUGGUGCUUUUAGUGCUGGCGACUCAGGCGGAAGGUCAUGGAAGCAACGUGGAGUCUGCUGGACAUAUCUUGAAAAAGGGAACUGCUGGAAAGUUGACUGCAGAUACGACCAUCCAACAAACACAGAGGGAUAUCCAUCCAGGCCUGAUCGGCAUUAUGGUAGGCAGCAUUCGGGUAAUGAGAGGCGAUAUGAGAAUCACAAUGAGAGAAAUGAUCGACAGUUUGAUAGGCAGCCUUCGGAUAAUGAAAGGCAGCAUGAUAGGCCUGAUGACAUGCAUGGUGGCAGGGAUGACGAUAGGCAUGAUGACAGGCAGGCUCAUAGGUCUCAGUCAAGAGAGCCGCGUUAG